UGUGCAAUCUCGGUAACAAACUUGACUACGAAAUUUUAGUCACGACUAACCCCUUUCAAUACUGUGUCAUUGUGAGUACUAUAUAGAGAAAGAAAAUAUUUGUUUCGUGCGGGAGCUGCAUAUUAAAGCAUCGAAUAAGUCCACUCGCGGAAUUCAUACUAACGAGCGCAACCACCUUACCUAUAUGUCCUCUAUAACUCCGUAAGAGAUACGCGUUAGUUAAAAAAAAGGCAUUUGAAAAUUUCUCGAUCAUAUUUCUCAUACCGAUAGAAUCGAAAAGAAAAAAAGCAAAACAAUAUAAUCAAGCUUUAAUCUCGACGCUUGAUCAACAAAUUUUAUUUUCAUGUUAAAAACUUUACUAUUGUGAUAUAUGACAUUUGAAAUAAAAAGUAUUUCCUUUUUCGUUUGAUUGUAAUGUCGUAUAAACUCAGUAAGUUGUAAUAAUUUAUCGCAAUUAAUGUUUUCAAAGGAACAAAUACGAUGUUAUUACGUUUAAGUGUAGUUGAAAUUACGCGCGUUAUGAAUUUGGUUGAUUAGUGGCAGCACCGUCGGUAGCCCCCCGACACUAGCGCCAUCAUAAGAAACGUAACAGCAUUAAAGAAAUCGUUCACUUCCUUUUCGAGCGUCAAGGUGAGAAGUUUUAUCUUUAUUUUUGUUUUAUAUCCUUGAACUGGUAUCAAUGAUUCGUUUCACAUUAAAAAAAGGAUCCAAUAGAGAAUUCAAAGAAUUAUUUAGUAUUUUUUCGUUGCUUUAUAAAUUCCAUCAUUGGUUCGACGAAUUUAGUGAGAAUGACUGAAUCAAAUUCGAAUAUUUUAACGGGCCACGUGGCGAAACGUCUUACACAAGAAGAAAUCGAUAAAAUGAAAGCUCAAAAUUCCCGAAUGGUAUCGGAAUUUCGAGCUAAUCAACUCGAGAGAGAAGCUAAAAAACAUUGGGAUCUUUUUUACAAACGAAAUACAACUAGAUUUUUUAAAGAUCGUCAUUGGACGACGAGAGAAUUCAACGAAUUGUUGGGUUUGGGUUCGAUUGAGAAUGAAAACGUUCUUUUGGAGAUCGGCUGUGGAGUAGGCAAUUUGAUUUAUCCUUUGUUAGAAGAUGGAUUGAAAUUUAAAAAGAUAUUCGCUUGCGAUUUGUCCACGAAUGCGAUAGAAUUAAUGAAGAGUCACUCGUUGUAUGAUUCUGAAAAAAUGAAGGCUUUUCGAACAGAUAUUACAACAGAUAAUUGUUUCUUUGAAGUCGAUCGUCCAGUUAAUGCAGCAACAUUGAUUUUUGUUCUAUCGGCUAUACACCCUCAAAAAUUUAAAAUUGUUGCGCAAAAUAUUUAUAACGUACUCGAUACCGGAGGGAUAUUGCUUUUCCGAGAUUACGGUUUAUACGAUAUGGCUCAAUUGAGAUUCAAACCUGGUCAUAAAAUUGCAGAGAAUUUUUAUAUGCGUCUAGAUGGAACGAGAACAUAUUAUUUUUCGAUAGAAGAAAUAUCUGAGAUUUUUAAAUCUGUCGGUUUUGAAAUUUCAACAUGUGAAUACGUACAAAGAAGGACUGUGAAUUUUAAAGAGAAUAUUGACGUUCCCAGAAUUUUCGUACAAGCAAAAUUGAAGAAAAUUUGAGAGAGAUUGUUAUUAUAAAGGGUCUAUGGAUGAUCGUGGGGAACAAACCUGGCUUUAUUAGAAGUUUAAUUCUAAUAAUUUUUUGUCAUUUGACGGAAGUAUAGUUUAAUAACAUUCCAUGUAUCUUCACAAAUAAUUUUAGUAAUAUUAUGAGGAAUAAUAAUUGAUUUAAUUUUUCAAUCGAUAUUAAACGUAGGAAAGCAAACAUCUAAUAUUUACAAUAUAGAUUUACUCUCGGAAAGAAGAUUAUUUUAUUUCAAGGAUUACAUUUUUAUAAAUAUGCUUUUAUGAUGUAUUAAAUAUGACUAAAACGCAUCGUUUUAGGUCACGAUUUAAAGAAAGAAUAAAACGUUAUAAAAAAUGUUUUUUGAAAAUAUAUAAUAAAUAAAAGUUUCAAAUGUAUUUAAUAGCAGAACUGCAUAUAUAUAUAUAUAUACUCACACAUACAUACAACCUUUUCAUUACUCAAUAUAAUAUACAGUUAAAAGUUUAAAAUUUUUUCAAUAAAGAGGAGUUAAGCUACAGUCAGUAAAAUUUUAUUUUUAAGCAUUUUAUACGUGUUUUUUCGCUCGUUUUAGCGAAUGCGUAAAUAACGCGUUAUUUUUGUGGAAUCCGGGUAUUAAUUUUAUGUGAAACUUUUUCGCUGAAAUAAUAUAAAUAACUAUGUAUAUGUAUAUAUAUAUAUAUAUAUGUAUGAUCUCAUUAAUCUCGAUCUAAAAUGACAAAAGAAUUUAAAUUGGUCUAAAACUAUUUUGUUUAUCGACGAAAUUCGGCGAGAAAUAAAGAAUUCAGAUUUUUACGAUUACAGCGAAGAAAGCAAGAUUGUGUGUGUGUGUGUGUGUGUGUGUGUGUAUAUAUAUAUAUAAAAUAGAUUGAAAAGCAAUUUAUUAAAAUCAUUUCAUUUACAUAUAAGAUCUUGUAACAAGACUGGUCCUACGAUCUUGACAUUAUAACAUUCGAACGAGUUUAAUUUAUUUUAAAAGUUAUUCAAUAAAUAAGAAAAUCCUUUUAAUUUACAUAUUGAACAGGAGAACGAAAAAUAUCGAGUGCAUAAUUUGAAAACAUUCCAGUUAAUUUAUUCGUUGAAUUUAACAAAGUUCUCCAAGAAGAUACAUAUAUAUAUAUACACAAAUUUGGUAAAAGGAUUGAUCUUUCUGGAUCUUUCCA
Messenger RNA from Vespula vulgaris, 2774 nucleotides. Its product is annotated as tRNA N(3)-methylcytidine methyltransferase METTL6. The record is from RefSeq and is a predicted model, not a curated record. The coding region runs from base 789 to 1607 and encodes 272 amino acids. NCBI's taxonomy places the organism in Eukaryota, Metazoa, Arthropoda, Insecta, Hymenoptera, Vespidae. The transcript has 8 exons.